Molecule: messenger RNA, 975 nt
Organism: Colletotrichum spaethianum
Lineage: Eukaryota; Fungi; Ascomycota; Sordariomycetes; Glomerellales; Glomerellaceae
Product: alkali-sensitive linkage protein 1
Exons: 1
Coding region: 1-975 (324 amino acids)
Biological process (GO): fungal-type cell wall polysaccharide metabolic process
Cellular component (GO): fungal-type cell wall
Source: RefSeq, a predicted model, not a curated record
AUGAGACGAUCGAGCCGCAUACUGCUAGCUUCGCUGGCUGUUUCCACCCUCCACCCCACAGCUGCCCUCGCACAGUCCGAUCUGCCAUCAAAACGCGGGCUGGCGUACCAAGGCGACGACCACGAAGCCGACGCCCAGCUGCUCACUUCCGAAAAGUCCCUCAUCAGCUGGUACUACACCUGGUCGACAUGGCCGGCUCAGGGCCUCAACAGCUCCAUUCCCUUCGUUCCCCUUGUACACGGCGUGGAUGAUGCCUCGGACUCAAGCGUGACAACCCGCCUCAACCAACUCCCGCAAUCAUCAACGCACCUCUUGACCUUUAACGAACCUGAUGGCACUACUUCAUCAGGCGGAAGCAGUAUCGAUCCAGAAGAUGCCGCAAAAGCCUACUUGGAACACCUCGUUCCGCUCCGCAACGCAGACUCGCGGAGCUGGAACAUCAGCCACCCCGUCGUCACCGGCUCCACGCAGGGCAUCGAAUGGCUCCAAAAGUUCAACGAGUCAUGUUACGAUAUCGACGACGGUGGUUGCCCGACCGACUUCGUCGCCGUGCAUUGGUACGGCGACGCCACGGGGCUCAAGAACCAUCUCGACGCGCUGCGGGAGUUCUACAACUCGACUUCGCCAGAUCUCAAAUACUGGGUCACGGAGAUGGCGCUGCCGAAGCAGGACGCCGAUGCGACGCUCGCAAUGAUGAACGAGAGCCUGACGUACCUGGACGGUCUUGAUUACGUCGAGGGGUACGCAUGGUUCGGUGCCUUCCGCAAGGAUGAGGCAAAUGCAUGGACUGGGAAGUCUGUGUCCCUCUUUGAUGACGAUGGCGGUUUGACUGAUCUUGGGGCUUUGUACCUCGGCGGCGAGGAGCAGGGCUUCAAGACUGGUGAGAAAGGCGAAGGCAACUUUGCCAGCUCGCUGUCGCCGGCUAGACUACUUCUGUGGGGAACCAUUCUUGCUGCUGUCGCGGCUUUGUGGUAA